GGUGUGAUAGACUGUGGUGAUUAUUGGACGAUACAACACUUUGUCCUCGUGAAAUAAUUACAUGUGAGAACUAUUUUUGGAUUAUAAUUUGUGUUGAGAGGCUGGCAGUUUUCUUUGAUUGUUGCAAAAUUACUCUGGAGGGAUAUUAUAAAAAAUGCCGUUGUUUAAACCAAAGAGCUCUUCUUCUCACUCAUCCUCCUUGCUGGACAAAAUGAAUAACGGAGCUCUCCAUCGCGAGGGUCACGACACCGUGAGCAACAGUAGUUCACAGAUGAACAGUACCAAUGGCAAUGGUAAACGGGACAGGUACAGUCCCCAGAAUCGUGUACCCGAUACUCAGACUGAAGAGAGUAAAACGCAACCUGUGUUUCGAUGUCAAUUGGCUCACGGCAGUUCAACGGGCUUGAUUUCUGGCUUCAGUAACGUUCGUGAAUUAUAUCAGAGGAUCGCCGAAUGCCACGAUUUACCUACCAGUGAGAUAUUGUUUUGCACAUUAAAUACACACAAAGUCGAGAUGUCGGAACUGCUUGGGGGACAAAUUGGCCUCGAGGAUUUUAUAUUUGCUCAUCGAAAAGGAAGACCAAAAGAAAUAGAAUUAAUAAAGACCGAAGAUGCUCUGGGACUCACGAUAACCGACAAUGGUGCUGGUUACGCCUUCAUAAAAAGGAUAAAGGAAGGAUCAGUGAUCGAUAAAAUAAAAAUAAUCCAGGUGGGUGAUCACAUAGAGAAAAUCAACGAAGAGAAUCUAGUAGGAAGACGACAUUUCGAAGUGGCAAAGAUGCUGAAGGAAAUUCCAAAGGGUGCAAUGUUCACUCUGAGGCUGAUUGAGCCCCAAAAGAGUGGCUUUGGAAGCAUUGGGCCACGAUCUGACCCCAGGAAAGGAAAGAAGCCCGGGUACGGGACUGGUAAAGAGACCUUGAGAUUCAAAGCCGAUGGAAGUGCACAUAUUCAACCUGUCGAUGAUGCAGCGACGGUUGGGGUUGAGAAAAUCAAUGACAUCCUUGAGACUUUCAUGGGAAUAAACGACAAUGAGUUAGCAACACGUAUAUGGGAAUUGGCGGAGGGAAAAACAAACAGCAUGGAUUUCGCUGAAGCCAUUGAUGAUUCUGAUCUCGAGGCCUUCGGAUUCACCGACGACUUCGUCAUUGAACUUUGGGGGGCAAUAACAGACGCAAGAAGUGGCCGCCUUCGAUGAAAUCGAGAGACAUGUAAUCUAUUUUAUAAACAUUUGAAAUUAUACGAUUUCUAGUAUUUACUGGGUAGAAACUACUGCCAUCGAUGAAAGUAUUUUGUUGGCCUCGUCUUCAAUGAGAAUGACUAUAUUGUAUUUUUUUAAUUUUUUAAAUAAGUCAAAGUAUAUGUAAUGAGAUUACAUUGACAUUUGGAUCAGUUGUACUUAAUUAUUAAGAUUGUUAAUUAUAGAAUUUAUUCAUUUUGAGAUGAGACGUUUUAAUUAGUGGAUGCUAAAUAAGUUUUAAUCAAUGUUGAAUAAAAUCGACCUCAAAUUUCGGAAAAUUUAA
Diachasmimorpha longicaudata is the source of this 1520-nucleotide messenger RNA. It is a transcript of the gene kermit, whose product is annotated as PDZ domain-containing protein GIPC3. NCBI's taxonomy places the organism in Eukaryota, Metazoa, Arthropoda, Insecta, Hymenoptera, Braconidae. Gene Ontology annotation, molecular function: protein binding. The transcript is spliced from 5 exons. The coding region runs from base 155 to 1195 and encodes 346 amino acids. The record is from RefSeq and is a predicted model, not a curated record.